Messenger RNA from Oncorhynchus masou masou (cherry salmon), 1030 nucleotides. RefSeq names its product myozenin-2-like. The coding region runs from base 96 to 782 and encodes 228 amino acids. Gene Ontology annotation, molecular function: FATZ binding; actin binding; telethonin binding. The record is from RefSeq and is a predicted model, not a curated record. Gene Ontology annotation, cellular component: Z disc; actin cytoskeleton. The transcript has 5 exons. NCBI's taxonomy places the organism in Eukaryota, Metazoa, Chordata, Actinopteri, Salmoniformes, Salmonidae.
CUACCUAGGUCGACCCCUGAGCCUCCUUGCCUUCCAGUCAAGGAUCCAGUUUGUUUGAAAGACAAGACAGACAGGACACACACACAGGGGACACCAUGGACCUGGGGAUAAAGGUUAGCACUCCCAAAGACAUCAUGCUGGAGGAGUUGUCAUUGCAAUCCAACAGAGGCUCUCGUCUUUUCAAAACGCGCCAGCGAAGAUCAGAGAAAUACACGUUUGAAAGUAUCCAAAAUGAGGCAAACGUGCAGCUGAGUAGGGAUCUGCUAGCUGAGAAUGUAGACAGUGCCGAAAACAAAGAGGGAUCAAAAACACUUCCUUACACACCCGCCCCAGGAAACCCUUCAAAUCCAGAAAGCAUUGCACCAGGAUAUGGAGGCCCCUUGAAGGAUGUCCCUGCAGAGACGUUCAACUCUACAGCAAUACCCAAGUCCUACCACUCCCCUUGGGAGCAGGCUAUCAUUAACGACCCCAACCUGGCCGAGACCCUCAAUAUCUGGAUGCCUGUCCCUGAACCCAGACCAGAGGCUCCUGAAUACAAGAGCUUUAACAGGGUGGCCACACCGUUUGGUGGUUUCGACAAAGCCCCCCAGAGCAGUGGGAUCACGUUCAAGCUCCCCGAGAUCGACCUGAACCUCCCCAACUACCUUGAGCUCCAGGACCCAGGGGUGAAACGGCCCACCUUCAACAGGGUCGCCCAGGGAUGGAUAACCGACGGCAUCCCACUGAUCCUGCCCACAGUGCCUCUGGAACAUAUGUCCAUCCCUGAGUCCGAUGACCUCUAGAUGACCUUUAAAUGACCCAUAAAUACCUGGAAAGACAAUAGAGCACUGGUCCAACAAGAUCCACUGCUGACACCUCUAACCUUACUGCCUGAUCUGCGAUAUAGGGGUCGGAGCUGAAGCCUAAAUCAUGAUUAUUGAAUAUGUGCAACCGACGACGAACUGAUGGUUUCAAAUAGGGGUUCCCUGCUGUCCUGUUUCAAUUCUGUGCCAUUUGCAUGAGUAAUGAUACUGAAGGUUAGUUUUGCAUU